AUGCAACGGCAGGAAACGACAAUAGCAACGUGGACAGUGCGACUGCUGCAGGCCCAGGGCGUGUCACAGCUGAUUGCCUCUGGUAACCGGGCAGCGCUGGCACCGCCGGCGCUGCUGGACGCGGAUGGUCAGAAGGCCAGAAGCGAAGGGACACCGCGCUUCUCCGCUUCUCCCAGCUCACCGCCUGAGAGACAGCCCCGCCAGCCAAUUGGCCGCGUUACCGUCACUCUCGGGCCUCAAGGGCAUUACAUCCUCGCGCAUCCUGAGCGACAGCCCGGAGCCGAACGCCCCAAACCUCCUAGGCGACGACUCUCCCAAGGGAACCUAAGUGACGAUUCCGAGGCGUCCUCGACCCACACUCGCCCGCCCUCGCCCCACCAGCAGACGACCACCUCUACUUCGAAAUCGGACACACCUGAACAACACCCAGCCCUUCGCAUCUCAAGGCAGUCCCAUAGCGCCAUCUUGUAUGCGCUCGAGCAGACUCUUCGCGGCCCCAAACAGCUGACCGACGACCUCGUCGAGCUAUACGCCCCGAUGUCCGACCUGAUGGGAGGAAGAGGCGGCCCCGCCACCACGAACGGGAAUGGCGCCUCGUCCGUACGACCUACCACUGCACGAGCGGCCGUCGGUUCCCCUUCGGGAAUUAGAGGCCCCCGGGUGAUUAUGCAGGAAAGAGCUGCGCGAGAAGCCGCGCGAGAGGCCAGACAGCGUGAGGAGCAAGAGCGGGAGCGGUUGGAGCGUGAGCACGCCGCGAACGAGGCACGUCGGCAAGAGGAGGCAGUCCGGAGAGAAGCAGAGCGAAAAGACGCGGAGCAACGAGCUGCUGCGGCGACUGCAGCUGCCGCUGGCGCUGGUAUCUACGAAUCCGGUGUUGAACCCUCCACUCCGCGGCGGCCCGCGCAGCCUACUACCUCGGGUCGCAUACCCGGAGAUAAUGAUGCUCGCGCAUCGAUACCCCCUAGAGCCACCUCUCAGGCCCAAGCCUCGCAGCAACCUCGGCAGGCCCGACCUGCCGUCUCGGCCACACAGGGCGCCCCGGGUCCGUCGACAUCCGGCCCGGGAAUGGCGGGUCCUUCUGGCACACAACCCCAACCAGGCGAAAGCUCGACGGCCAUCGGACGGGGUAGAAACUCAUUCCCCCACGCAUUUGAGCGUUGGGAAACCCUGUCCGCCCAUUGGGAAGGCUUAACAAGUUUUUGGAUUCGCCGAUUAGAGCAGAGCGCGCAUGAGAUAAGCCAGGAUCCUAUCUCCGCACAGCUGUCUCGGCAGGUUACGGAUCUUUCUUCUGCCGGCGCCAAUCUGUUCCACGCCGUGGUUGAGCUCCAGCGCCUGCGCGCUUCGUCGGAGCGCAAGUUCCAGCGCUGGUUUUUCGAGACCCGGGCCGAGAUAGAACGUUCGCAAGAAAUUACGGCGAUGCUUGAGGCGGCCCUCGAAGAGGAGAGACGAAGCCGGGCAGACGCGAUCCGCGAAGCCGUCGAGCACGAGCAAGGCACCUCCAAGAUGCAGAAGCAGCUAGCUGAGUUGCGCAAGGAGCUGACAAUUUCUAAGGAAGAGGCGCGGCGUGCGUGGGAGGAGCUUGGCCGACGCGAGCAGGAGGAGCGAGAUCGCACCACUUCUCUGCAGCUCGGCCACCCGACCAUCGUCGGCGGGGUCCAAGUCGUUCCGAUGACCCAAAGUCUUGGUCGCGGUAACACGCAGCGAACCACUCGUUCCCAGAGCCAGCAAGAGCCUUCCGACUAUGCCCAACCCCAGCCAUCGCCUGCUGCUGCUCGCUACCAAUUCCCCCAGGUCCCCACAACCCAACCAACCCCGGGACCGGCUGGCGGCAGCACCUCCUUCCAAGCGCCUUCUUCCGUCCAACACCAGCAGAGCUACGGCUCCGAGGGAGCCUACAGUGAAGAAGAGUUCGAGCCGCAAGCGACCCAACCGAACGUCUAUCAACCAACCGGCACCAGCACUCAACAACCACAGUAUUCGACGGCCCCAGACUAUAGCGGUUCGGGUUACACGAUGCCUUGGGAGGACGCGGACAAUCGCCACCACCACCCGACGCGCCUGAGCGACGUGAUCGAGGAAGAGGACGAGCGCAGUCGGACGAGCGCAAGCCAGAGCCAGGUCAGCCGGCCCUGA
Messenger RNA from Durotheca rogersii, 2133 nucleotides. RefSeq lists its product as uncharacterized. Bases 1 to 2133 code for a protein of 710 amino acids. Lineage: Eukaryota; Fungi; Ascomycota; Sordariomycetes; Xylariales; Xylariaceae. The transcript has 4 exons. The record is from RefSeq and is a predicted model, not a curated record.